Messenger RNA from Akanthomyces muscarius, 1317 nucleotides. RefSeq lists its product as uncharacterized. The transcript has 2 exons. NCBI's taxonomy places the organism in Eukaryota, Fungi, Ascomycota, Sordariomycetes, Hypocreales, Cordycipitaceae. The record is from RefSeq and is a predicted model, not a curated record. Gene Ontology annotation, molecular function: magnesium ion binding; ribose phosphate diphosphokinase activity. Gene Ontology annotation, biological process: purine nucleotide biosynthetic process; 5-phosphoribose 1-diphosphate biosynthetic process. Gene Ontology annotation, cellular component: ribose phosphate diphosphokinase complex; cytoplasm. The coding region runs from base 1 to 1317 and encodes 438 amino acids.
AUGGUCCGCAACAUUGUCCUCCUCGGCGGCAACUCCCACCCCGAGCUGACCGACAACAUUGGCAACAUCCUCUGCAUUCCUCCCGGUAACCGCAUCCUUAGCAAAUUCUCAGGUGGUGAAAGCCGCUGUGAGAUCAAGGACUCGGUCCGUGGCAAGGAUGUCUACAUUGUUCAGUCUGGUUCCGGCAACGUCAAUGACAACCUCAUUGACCUCUGCAUCAUGAUCUCGGCCUGCAAGACUGGUUCUGCCAAGCGUGUCACUGCAGUCGUCCCUCUGUUUCCCUACUCUCGUCAGCCCGACUGGCCCUACAACAAGUCCGGCGCCCCUCUAUCACGGUCCCACGAGAAUGGGAGCAAACAAGAUUACACCUUUGAGAGCGUCCCUGCGACGCCGCGCCCGGGUGGGCCCAAGAGCAGUGGCCUCAACAACGGCGUCAACAGCCUUGCUGAGAAGCUUGCUAAGAACAGCAUCUUGGAGGAUAAGCCCGAAGGCGCCGACCACGCCACUCCCUCCAAGCGCGUUGACAGCGCCGCCAGCCUGGCUUCCCACGCUCGUGGCCACACCACCGAAGGUUCCGUCUCUUCGCAGCGCAGCUUCACCACCCACGACUACGAGAAGCCCAGCAUCGUCAAUACCUUUCACGCCAAGCCAGGCUAUAAGCAGUGGGUUGCUCAGGCCGGUACGCUCGUUGCCGACCUGCUCACGUGCGCUGGCGCCGAUCACAUCAUCACCAUGGACCUCCACGACCCCCAAUACCAGGGCUUCUUCGACAUUCCCGUCGACAACCUCUACGGAAAGCCCCUGCUACAAAAUUACAUCCGGCAGUACAUCCCCGGCUAUAAGGAGGCCGUCGUUGUCUCGCCGGAUGCCGGAGGUGCCAAGCGUGCCACGGCCAUUGCCGACAGUCUGAACAUGGACUUUGCUCUCAUUCACAAGGAGCGCCGACCGAUCAAGUUCACCGAGCAACGCAACGCCAGCAUGAUGCUCGUUGGUGACGUCGCCAACCGCAUCUGCAUCUUGGUCGACGAUCUCGGUGACACGGCCAACACCAUCACCCGCGCUGCCAAGCUGCUCAAGCGUGAGGGCGCCGUCAAGGUGUAUGCCCUGCUAACCCACGGUGUCUUCAGCGGCGACGCCAUUGCCCGCAUCAACGCCUCGGCGAUUGACAAGAUCCUCGUCACCAACUCGGUGCCUCAGACUGAGCACUGCCGUCUCUGCCCCAAGCUCGAGGUGCUGGACAUCAGCGCCGUCUUCGCCGAAGCUAUUCGUCGUGUCCACCACGGCGAGUCCAUUAGCGUUUUGUUCCAGCACGACUGA